This is a messenger RNA of Penaeus vannamei (Pacific white shrimp), 1507 nucleotides long. The record is from RefSeq and is a predicted model, not a curated record. NCBI's taxonomy places the organism in Eukaryota, Metazoa, Arthropoda, Malacostraca, Decapoda, Penaeidae.
UUGGAUGCAGCCACUGAUGGAGCUGUCGACACAAGGGGAAAGUGACCUUCCUGCCGAGGAGACCAAUGCUGACUUCAAUCAGCAGGGAUGCCAUGCCUUCUAUGCUGACCUGUUUUCCGAUUGUCACAUUAGCUCUAUUGGUGCCAGUUAUAAGAGUUAUGCUCCACCAACCAUCAAUAAUCCAGCUCUAGAUUUCUCGCUUUCCCUGCUACGCAUUGCUCUGAUUGAAGAGACACUCACACAAGGCAACACAGUCAAGACAAAUAAGACAGUUGUUGCUGAAGUUGCACGGGCAGUACUGAAAGAGGACUUGCCUUUAGGUCUCUUCCUUCUGUUGAUGCUUCAGGAGCCAGAAGAUGCCAAAGCUGUGCUGUCUAGCCUUCCACGCACAGAUGUUUCCUUACAGAUGUCACUCUACUACUAUGCUUUGCAAAUAUAUACAAGUUUGCACCCAUGGACACAGCCAAGCAUUGCCCCAGUCUUCUUGCAUGACCCUGAUGCAGUCAUUGAUAGUGUUGCAAGCUUGAUUGAAGAAUUAGACACUUCGAAGCUCAACAAUCAGCUUAGUCAGUAUGUGGACCUGUUCAAGAGUACCCAAGAUCUUGUCUCAGACUAUGUACAAGGCCAAGCUCUCCAGAGAUUGGGAGCUGGUGUUGACAUUGACAGGUUCUUGGUUGACAGCAGUUACAAAGAGGAUACAGUGUUAGGCCUGGCCAUGACUCGUGACAAUGAGGUGCUUGACUUGGCUCUAACAUUAGCAAGGAAGUAUGAAGUCUCUCUGUGGCAGGUUUAUAUGACCUAUUUGCAGCAUUUAUUUGAUUCAGAUAUUUCUACUAAUGAUAUCAAGCAGUGCAUAGAAGAAAAGAAUUUGGUGGAGAAGCUGAGCAAAGAGCCCAGAGAAUUCAUAACCCGAAUGGAGCAGACUGUUUUCCUGACAGUGAGUGGAUGUGACCAUGAGCGUCUCUUGCUCUAUUACACUCUGAUUGAGCAGUGCGGUGGUAAGAAAGCUGAGGCCAAAGCAGCUGCAUCCCACAUCAAACUCUUGAAAAAACUGAAGGGAUCUGCCAAAGGACUUAAUUACAAGCUGCUCCUCAAGGCAGAUACAGAUGUGAUGGCUCUUUUGCGCCCAGUCCUAACAGCUCAAAAUGUCAACAAUCUUGCAAAAAUGGCAAAAAAUGUUCCCAGUAUGAAGGAUGCUGGAAUCAACCCAAGUACAAUUUACUGUGCUUGGGCCCAGAAGUAUUUCUUUGAUUUUUCUUCUGACAGGAAACCUAAGACUGCAAAUGCAUGGAUUACAAGAUUUAGUUCAUGUGAGGAGUAUAUGGAGAAGAUGAAUCCAAGCGAUGUAACAAUGUUUGUAAAGCAGUUGGUGCUGUCAAGUGAAGCUGCUAAGAUGGUGCCCCUGGAAGCAAGGAUGGAGUACUGCCAGAAAGUCAUUAAAUUCAGCAAUGAACAGGAGGGAAAAGAGCAGGUGAGUGCUGCUGUUAAUUAAAAGAUUUUAACUAUG